AUGAAAAUGGCCUGGUAUACGUGAAGUAUAAAAAUAUGAAAUCAACAGCAAAAAAUAAUCCUUCCCAGGCGGCAGAGGAAAAUGCAGGCAUUCAGAGACCCUCGCGAUCCCAGAGUUCAGAAAAUAUCUAUCGUCCUCCAGACACACAAAGUGUUGCUGGCAAUAUUCGAAAUCUAGUUGAAAAACUUUGGAAACCAGCAAAAGUUGGUAUUGGACGUGAUGCAAAAGGACUCUAUCAUUCAUCAAUUGAUAUCACAGACAUCACAUUAAUCGGUAAUGACAGUGUGUUUCAGCUCUACUCAAAGAAAAAGAAGAUGAUUGAACAGUUUGCAGCUACUGUUGGUGGAAAGCUAAAUCCUCCAGAGACAUAUGCUACUGUAACUAGUCCUAUCCAGACAGCUGGGUUUGGGAGUUUAGUAAAGGCCCUGAACUGUGGAAUCAAUGAGUAUUAUUUGUUUCACGGAACACCAAUUGGCAAUCUUGAAUCAAUUGAACGGUAUGGAUUUUUCAUGGAAAAAUACAAACAUUUAAUGUUAGGGAAAGGGAUUUAUUUCACCGAGGAUCCCGUCAAAGCCGACCAGUACACAGGGAAAGGAGAUGAUGUUAAAGAGCCACUAUGUUGUAUGAUACUGUGUAGAGUCCUGCUCGGAGACGGCGUUAUACAGAGACGUAAUGUGAAAAACCCUACAAUGACGUCAGAUGCUACAUCCGCCCCGUGUAAAACAUGUCUAAAACCCAAACCAGACUGCCAGUGUAGAAAAUCUACAAAAUAUGACUCUGUAAUAUUUGAUGGGUUGGUAUUCAGAGAGUUUGUUGUGUAUGAAACUUGUUCCUGCUUUCCUGAAUUUGCUAUAUUAUACAAGCGAGUAAAGAGUAACGUCUGUCCUAUGAUAAUCGGGUAAAUUAAUUAUUUCUUAUUUUUAAUCGCAUCUAUAUAGCAUUCUUUUCACGUAUAUAUAUACGUUCAAAGCUGGCUUUACUUUCCGAAAAUGCAAAUGAUUAUAGAUCUAAAAGUCUCAUGACUCUUAAAUAUUUUGUUUAAAAAAUACAGACAUUUGACAAACCAGGAUACUCGCAUAUCGAUAUAAAACAUGACUUGCAUUAAAUAUUGUUUUACACUUUUAUAUGAAAAUAUUACUCAAUCACAUCGCUAGAAAUGUGUUCUAAAGUCUGUAGCAAGUGUAUCGGCAUCUCUAAUAUAGACAUGGAAAUUUUGUACAAAAAAUAACUGUGAUAUUUGAUGGGUUGCUAUUCUGAGAGUUAGACGAUAGAACUUGCUCAUGCUUUCCUGAAAUUGCUAUAACUAUCGUAAAUAUAACAACUUCCCUAAGCUAAUCGGGUAGAUGCAUUCUUAUUAAUAUUAUCAUUAACAGGGAUAUGAAAAUACAUAAUAAUUUAUAUGUAGUAGUACUAUUUUCAUGUAUAUACACGUUCAAAGUGCUUUACCGAAUACAUUUUAAAACAAUGCGGUUGUUACACAUCACGAUUCGAGUCUUCAGAACAAAUAACAGUUUUCUUUCCUCUCCGGCCUGUACACUUGCACCAUGUCUCUAAUAUAGACUUGGGAAUGAACAUUUAGAUACUUACAAUGUAGGGAUAACGAUUGUUUUUCGUGUAACAUCUGCAGAACCGCGAGGGAAUGGUUGUUGCCAGGUAGGGCGAGGUUGCCAACGGAUCCUCAGGAAUUCUGCAGAAAUGAAUAUGCGUAAACGCUAUCAUAGCAUAUUAAACGUGUAAAUAGCUAAAAUAAAUAUUUUGUCCAUCAACGUCAUUAAAUGGCCAGGAAAUGAGCGGGUUGACGUUGACGUUAUUUCCUUUUGGGGCCUAAAUACAUUUCUGCUUUGCCACGGACUGCAUUUAUGUAAAAAGCUGUUAACAGCGCAUGAGCGCGAGAAUCUCUCUGUUAAAACACGUUUACUUUCCUGUUAAAGCACACAUUGU
Molecule: messenger RNA, 1941 nt
Organism: Mercenaria mercenaria
Lineage: Eukaryota; Metazoa; Mollusca; Bivalvia; Venerida; Veneridae
Exons: 2
Coding region: 36-902 (288 amino acids)
Molecular function (GO): NAD+ poly-ADP-ribosyltransferase activity
Source: RefSeq, a predicted model, not a curated record